Messenger RNA from Theobroma cacao (cacao), 2394 nucleotides. Its product is annotated as Transducin/WD40 repeat-like superfamily protein. Gene Ontology annotation, cellular component: nucleus. Gene Ontology annotation, biological process: interstrand cross-link repair; protein ubiquitination. The record is from RefSeq and is a predicted model, not a curated record. NCBI's taxonomy places the organism in Eukaryota, Viridiplantae, Streptophyta, Magnoliopsida, Malvales, Malvaceae. Gene Ontology annotation, molecular function: protein binding; ubiquitin-protein transferase activity.
GCCAAUACUUUACUCAUCGACUCACUGAAUGUAUUGCCGUUUGUUUUCCCUAUCGUUUCUUUUUCUUCCUUCCAAUUCCCUCCUUAAUGGUUUAAUCCACAAUCCCAAAAUGUCAAACCCUUAUUCUAACGUCGACAUUGUAGGCGAUCAAGAAUCGGAAGAUGGAACCGAACCAGAAGCAGAAGAAGACGAAGAAGAUUCCGAAGAAGAAGGAGGAGGGGGAGAAGAGUUCAUUCCGGUGACGGAGUGGCCUAGGUUUUUAUCCAGCAAAGAGGGAAAGAAAGGAGGAGAAGGGAGGGUUUGUUUGAGUGCGGGAGAGUAUGGAGAAAAUUCUCAAGGUAACGAAUGGAAUCGCGGGGACAUCGAGGGCUUGUUUUGUUCUAUCUGUAUGGAAGCUUGGACUACAACCGGUGACCAUCAUGUUUGUUGUCUUCCUUGUGGGCACAUAUAUGGUUUUUCGUGCAUCCAUAAAUGGUUACAGCAACGUGGAACUUCAAGAAAGUGUCCUCAAUGCAACAGGAAAUGCACGUUAAAGGAUGUAAGGAAAUUGUUUGCAUCACGGGUUGUUGCAAUUGAUGGAGAAUCACAAAAGAGAAUUCGAUCUCUUGAAGCUAAUAGCAUUUCUCUUGAAAAGACGAGUGCUGUUUUGAGUAAGAAAGAAACUGAAUGGCAAAAGAGAGAAGCUGAAUGGCAAAAGAGUGAAGCUGAAUGGCAAAAGAGAGAAGCUGCAUUACAACAGGAAGUUCACCAGCUUAAAGAGAAAACAAAGUAUUUGGAGCACUUAAUAGAUGUGCAGAGUAGGACAUUUGGAUGUGCACCUUCAAUCAGAGGCCUUCAAGUACCUCUAGGGCACAACCUAGGCUCAGAGUUCAAUGAGCAAGGACCUUUCAUAUUUCAGAAAGAACUGAGGGUGGAUGGUGCACGGCUAUUUGAUGUAGACGCUUCCAGCAAAAAUUUAUUAAUAGCACGAAGAUUGCAAGGGUUGGGUGGAACACAUUUUCUUACUAAAAUGAGCUUAGUAGCUCCAUAUGAGAGAGAAGACAUUUCAUUGCCUUUUGGUACAAAAGCAGUAAGGGAUUUGCACAUUUGCCCAUCAGAUGGUAGCUUGGCGCUUUUAGCUUCCUUAGGAAAGAAAUUAUCAGUUCUCAGCACAGAAAGCAACAAUGUUAUUCUUGCCUAUGAUCUACCGGCUGCUGCUUGGUCAUGUUCAUGGGAUCUCAACAGUUCACAUCAAAUAUAUGCUGGACUACAGAAUGGCUCAGUAUUGGUGUUUGAUAUGCGCCAAACUGCAAGGCAUAUGGAUUCUAUGAAUGGGCUGACAAGCAACCCAGUUCAUACCGUACACUCUUUACAUAAUUCAACCAUCCCUUCAGGUAUUACAGCCAUUUUAUCAGCAUCUUCAGUUGGCAUAUGUCAGUGGAGCUUUGGUGGUUCUGAGGAAAGGCCAUUUUUGGUUUCAGAGACUGGCAAUCAAGGAGUGUGUAUUUCUCUUGCUUAUUGUCCUAACAGUGAUGACAUUAUUGCUUCAUAUCGACCACGAAUUGACUUUUCAAAUGAGAUGGCAUCUUCUCAACCUCUACUGACUCCUGUUACUGGGCAAGGGGUACAGGGUUCCCAUGUUCAUUUGAAGAGAGCUGGAAGCAACUCUUAUCAGAAGUUGGGGGUUACAUGUGCCAAUGUUAAUGAUGUUCGGUUGCCAAGAUUUACAAUCAUGAACAUAGAGAACCAUGUGUGCUUAUUUGCAUCAGGGGAUGAACUUACAGGUGAAUUGGUCUUGCAAAAGUUGCCAUCCUUUACUGUUGUCCAGCGUGUUACAUUGCCAAAGCAUCCUAUUCAUGAUGUGAAGUAUUCACAUGCUUUUGACGGAGGUUUACUCGGUUGUUUAAGUGAGGAUAUAUUGCAACUUUUCAGCAAUCAUGCUCUAAAAUAGGUAAACUUCAUUUCUACAGACGGUUUUCUUACCUUUUUGGAUGGCAACCAGGAAUCUGUCAAAAAGAAUACCAUCUCUAGUGAUGAUUGGUUGUGGGAAAAUAUAUACCUAGGUUUAGGGCCAUCUGGUGGUUGAGGGGUUAUCGCUACGAUAGUUGCAACCCAACUGCCCUGGAUUUUGAUUGCAGGUUUCUGAACGUUCCAAGAGAUGAUUGACCUGCAUGGUUUACAUUUCCCCUAAAUAAUAGGGCUUAACCUCAAUCUUGUUGUAGUUAUUCUAAUUUCAUUUUUCUUUUUAAGCAAGUUAUCGCUGUUUAUUUGUCAGCUUGCUCAUAUUGUAUUAUAGGUUGCAUCCAGUAUAUGGUUUAGUUGAAAGGAGCUUCCCAAAUAGCUAUGUAUAGAAACAAUCUGGUUAUAUAUAGUUGCUAAUUUCCAAAUGUGCUUAAUUUGUGCAAUUAUGUGAUA